CCUCCCCCAGUGGCAGCCUUGGAGCUGAGCUCCGCAGACCUGCAGAGCCCCAGGAACAACAAGGAGCACCACACACAAGAGAUGGGCCUGAAGCGGCUCAUUGUGCGCCGCGGCCAGGUCUUCACCAUCAUCCUCAACUUCAGCCGGAGCUUCCAGCCCCGCACCGACAGCCUCACCUUCGUGGCCGAGACUGGACCAGAGCCCACGGACAUACUGGGAACCCGAGCCACGUUUUUGCUCACCCAGGCCCAACACGGGAAUGUCUGGAGUGCUUCUGACUUCACCAUCCACCUGAACUCGCUCCAGGUCUCCGUCUUCACACCAGCCAAUGCAGUCAUUGGCCCCUAUACUCUCAAGAUCCAGGUCUCCCGGAGCCAGGGUCCCAGCAUGACUUACCUGGUGGGGACUUUCAUCCUGCUUUUCAACCCUUGGAAUGCAGAGGAUGACGUCUACCUGCCCAGUGAAGUCCUGCUGCGGGAGUACCUUCUGAUGGACUACGGCUUUGUGUACAAGGGUCAUGAGAGGUUCGUCACUGCGUGGCCUUGGAACUACGGGCAGUUUGAAGACGACAUCAUAGACAUCUGCUUCGAGAUCCUGAACAAGAGCCUGUACUUCCUAGAGAACCCGUCCAAAGACUACUCCCAGCGGAACGACGUGGUCUACGUCUGCAGGGUGAUGAGCGCCAUGAUCAACAGCAAUGACGACAGCGGCGUGUUGCAGGGGAACUGGGGGGAGGACUACUCCAAGGGCGUCAGCCCCCUGGACUGGAACGGCAGCGUGGCCAUCCUGCGGCAGUGGUCGGCCCAGGGCGGGCAGCCCGUGCAGUACGGACAGUGCUGGGUCUUUGCAGCUGUGAUGUGCACUGUAAUGAGAUGCUUAGGUGUUCCAACCCGUGUCAUUUCCAAUUUCCGGUCCGCACACAACAUGGAUGGGAACCUGACUGUCGACACCUACUAUGACCGAAGCGCCGAGAUGCUGCCGACUCAGAGGCGAGACAAAAUAUGGAAUUUCCAUGUCUGGAAUGAGUGCUGGAUGAUCCGGAAAGAUCUCCCGCCAGGACACAAUGGGUGGCAGGUUCUGGACCCCACUCCCCAGCAAACCAGCAGUGGGCUAUUUUGCUGCGGCCCUGCCUCUGUGAAGGCUGUCAAGGAAGGGGAGGUCCACCUUCCCUAUGACACCUCAUUUGUGUAUGCUGAGGUGAAUGCCGACGAAGUCAUUUGGCUCCUUGGGGAUGGUCAGACCCAGGAAAUCCUGGCUCACAACAUUAGUUCCAUUGGGAAGGAAAUCAGCACCAAGAUGAUAGGGUCAGACCAGCGUCAGAACAUCACCAGCUCCUACAAGUACCCGGAAGGAUCCCCUGAGGAGCGGUCUGUAUUCAUGAAGGCCUCCAGAAGAAUGCUGGGCCCAGGAAGGGCCUCCUCACCCUUCCUGGAUCUGCUGGGGUCCGGCAUGGAGAAUCAGCCGGCACAGCUGCAACUCCACCUGGCUAGGACGCCUGAGUGGGGCCAGGACCUGCUGCUGACGCUUCGUGUCCGGAGGGUGCCAGACAGAGCCCACCCCCAGGGCCCUAUCCGGCUGGUGCUGCGCUUCUGUGCACAGGCCAUGCUGCAUGGGGGAGGCACACAGGAACCCCUUUGGAGGCAAGUGGUGCACUUGAAUCUGGAUGUUGGACAAGAGUCACAGUGGCCGCUCCUGCUUCCCUACCACAAUUACAGAAACAGGCUGACGGAUGAAAAACUGCUCCGUGUGUCUGGCAUCGCUGAGGUUGAGGAGACAGGGAGGUCCAUGCUGGUUGUGAAAGAUAUCUCUCUGGAGCCUCCUCACUUAUCUAUUGAGGUGUCUGAGAGGGCUGAGGUGGGCAAGGCAUUGAGAGUCCACAUCUCCCUCACCAAUAAUCAAAUGGAGCCUCUGAGUAACUGCACGAUGGUGCUGGAGGGAAGUGGCCUCAUUGAUGGGCAGAUAUCAAAAAGCCUUGGGACUCUAGUGGCUGGACGCACCCUUGAAAUUCAACUGGACCUCUACCCCAUUAAAGCUGGACCCCGCCAGCUACAAGUCCUCAUCAGCAGCAACGAGGUCAAGGAGAUCAAGGGCUACAGGGACAUCCUUGUCACUGCAGCUGGGUCUUCCUGAUGCUCUCUAACGCCCAGUCCUCCCUGUUCUUGGCUGCUCCUGAAUGGGUUAUCUUCAUUCCACUUCUGCUCCUCCUCAUCUGCCUGGGAGUGAGUGAGCUCUGUCAGAGCCACUGUGCUCUUGGGAGAAGACAAUAAAGGCAUCUUAUUUAGCCCGGUGUUCUCUCUCCUGUGUUAACAAGCCACUACUUACUACUGGCUGGUCCUCUGGGCCUGGCUGCCUGCCAUGUGGCAGGUCCCUUCCCUCUCUUCCUGUUUUCUCCUCCCUUAAAGACUCCAUCCACACAAAAGGCCCAUUACAAUAAAACAACAGUUGCUGUAAAGUUGAUUCUAACUCACAGCUACCUCAUGUGUGUCAAAGAACUGUGUGUGUUCCAUAUGGUUUUCUUUUAUCUAUCUGUCUGUCUAUCUAUCUAUCAUCUAUUUAUUUAUUUAUUUUUGUACUUUAGAUGAAGGUUUACAGAACAAACUAGUUUCUCAUCAAACAGUACACACACUGUUCUAUGACAUUGGUUAACAAUCCCACAACAUGUCAACACUCUCCCUUCUCA
Loxodonta africana (African savanna elephant) is the source of this 2680-nucleotide messenger RNA. RefSeq names its product transglutaminase 7 (gene TGM7). NCBI's taxonomy places the organism in Eukaryota, Metazoa, Chordata, Mammalia, Proboscidea, Elephantidae. Gene Ontology annotation, molecular function: protein-glutamine gamma-glutamyltransferase activity. The record is from RefSeq and is a predicted model, not a curated record. The annotation marks the transcript as partial. Gene Ontology annotation, biological process: peptide cross-linking. The transcript has 12 exons.